Biomphalaria glabrata is the source of this 2120-nucleotide messenger RNA. Its product is annotated as probable cytochrome P450 6a14. The record is from RefSeq and is a predicted model, not a curated record. Lineage: Eukaryota; Metazoa; Mollusca; Gastropoda; Planorbidae. The coding region runs from base 475 to 2028 and encodes 517 amino acids. Gene Ontology annotation, molecular function: oxidoreductase activity, acting on paired donors, with incorporation or reduction of molecular oxygen; heme binding; iron ion binding. The transcript has 7 exons.
UGGGCACGCUGGACAUGCAACAAGGGAGCCAAGACUGAAGCAGGUUGACCAUUGUCGUCUCAAAUUAAGACCCUUACUACGACACACAGAAACACGAAAAACAGAAAUAGUAUAAAGUUUAUUGGACCUCCCUGGAAUGUGCAGAUAUUGACUACCCAUAUAUGGAAAGGGGACCAAGGAAGACUUGACAGGAAAGACACAUGCACGCUCUGAUUGCGGGUAUUACAAUCUGUGCUCAAGUGCAGUUAGUGCACUAUCCAUAUCAGGUAACGCAAGUGUGUAGUUUCAUCAUUGAUCUCACCGCUGUGUGCCUACUAUAAAAACAGCGGAUAUUCUGUUCAUUUCUAAAUGUAAAAGUAUUUGUUCACAUUUCUAGUAGAGUUCAUAUUGGAGACUGAAUCUUACCAGAAGUAAGAAGUGUUAUUCGAAUCUAGAUCUAGAUCUACUUUGACAGAAAAAUAAAUUGAUGUUGCUAUGGAUACAUUAACCCAAGAGUCCGGAGGCUGUUGUGGUGGUGCCACCUUCUAUCUGACUGCGGUCUGUCUCGGACUUGUGGUCUACUUGGUUUACAAACAGGGCGGCGAGAACUGGGAGAAGUAUGGAGUCAAACACAUCAACCGAAGCCGCUACGUGUUUGAUGACUUAGGAAAGGCCAUGGGAAGACUCCUCGUAGAAGAAGGUGACACAGUGGGACUCAGUUUUGCUGGGCUUCAACUGCUGACCCGAGACAUUGACCUCCUGAGAAAUGUCCUGGUCAAAGACUUCAACAACUAUGUAGACAGGACCGUCUUUAUUGCUUCCAAUUCUCCAGUAGAAAAGGGCGUCUUUUUCUUGGGCGGCCACGAUUGGAGGAGAAUACGUCACGUGAUUUCGCCUUCAUUUAGUUCUGGAAAGAUUAAAUUCGUCUGCCGUUACAUCGACGAGUCGGCCAUCAAGUUGGGCAAUCUGUUGGAGACUUACGCUCGGGAUGACCAGCUGGUGCCCAUGAAGCACGUCAUGAGCCAGUUCACGAGUGAGAUCAUCGCCAGGACAGCGCUCAGCCUGAGGACGGACUGUCUGGGCAAGAAGGAUGACGAGUUCCUCACAUACUCCCAGAAAAUUUUCAAAAUUCACUCAAAGUUGAUGAACUUCAUUAUGCUUUCAAUGAUGAUGUUUCCAUGGUUACACAAAUUUGUUGUCAAGAAACUAAAAGUGACACUUUUUGACAGCGUAGAUGAAAAUGCAGACAAAUAUUUCCAGACUGUCCUCAACUCAAUCGUGGAGGAAAGGAAACUGUUGACAAGUCAAGGCAAACAGCACUACACAGACCUCUUACAGAACCUGCUACUGGCACAGCAAGCUGGAGAAAACCAAACUGCAGACGGGAAGUCCACGGAAUUGCCCAAGACCAUGUCACACGAGGAACUUAUGGGCCAAGUUAUGCUCAUUAUUUUUGCUGGAUUUGACACAACGGCCUCAACACUACAAAUGUGUUUCUAUCUUCUGGCCAAAUAUCCAGAAAUUGAUAGAAAAGUGUUUGAAGAAAUUGAAAAAGUUGUAAGUUCUGACCUUCCAACGUAUGAAGAGAUCCAGCAGCUCAAAUACAUGGAGCAAGUUCUGAAUGAAACUUUAAGACUUCAUCCACCAGCUCCAAUUGUAAGCAGAAGAGCUGCAGAAACCAGGACCUAUGGAAGCAUCACUAUCCCCAAAGGUGCCGGUGUUACGAUCCCUGUGGACAUGAUCAUGAGAGAUCCCAAACACUAUCCCGACCCUGAAAAAUUCGAUCCCGAUAGAUUCACUGAAGAGAAUGUUGCCCAACGUGACCCGAUGACCUUUAUGCCUUUUGGUUAUGGACCUCGCCAGUGUAUAGGAAUGAGAUUAGCUUACAUAGAGUUAAAAUAUUGUUUGGUUCAUGUCUUGAGGAAAGUGAAGUUUGAGCUGAAUGAAAGAACUGAACCCAAACCUGACGGAGAGAUAAAGACAUCUUUUCAAGGAUUUGUUGUCCUAGACAAGCCUAUUCAACUGGCAGUCAAGGCCAGAAAGCUGUAAAUGACUGAGACAUGUUUUGUCUUGUUAGUAUAUGUCUAUAAGCGUACAUUGUAAAUUAUGAAACACUGACUAUUGGGUCAUUUUCUUGUAUA